CACUUUCUGGCAUGAACAAAACAACUUCUAAAAAUAUCCUCUGACCUCAGCUAUAGAACAGAAAAGAAGGUUGUUCCUUCAAGUGGAGUGUAGCAUCUACAGAGACAGACAUCUGGAUGCACCAUGGUGGUGCAGAGUAACCUGGACAUUGGAGAGAGUAGGAAAGGGGUCUUGCUUGAGCCAUUUAUCCACCAAGUUGGAGGCCACAUGAGCAUGAUGAAGUAUGACGAGCACACCGUCUGCAAGCCUCUUGUUUCCCAGGAACAGUGGUUCUACGAGACUCUCCCUACAACUAUGAAACAGUUCACACCUCAGUACAAAGGUAUCAUUUCUGUAAACCUCAAGAAGGACAGCAUGGGCAAUCUGAGCCUCGUAGCCAUCCCACAAACAGACAACCGCAGUUCACUGGACAAGGCUUCCAAGGAGUCUUCGAUGACAAUAUGGCAGAAGCUCAACCAGGCAAACAGCAGAGGCAGUGGCCAUACAUUUGUCAAAUGGAAUCACAGCCCCCUCACAAACACCAUCAAAGACAGCUGCCAAGGGAAAUCCCUAUUACAGACAGACCUUCAGUACCACAGAGAUGUGUCUUCACUUAUGGAGGAUGCCAGUGGGAAUCAGGCAGAAAAGAACAGCUACAACCCCUGGGGACUACACUGCCACCAGCAGCACCUCAACCGCUUGUCUUCCAAGUGUAAUGAGAACAAACUUCAUCAAUUUCUGUUGCUUGAAAAUGUGGUAUCCAAGUAUAAAUAUCCAUGUAUUCUGGACCUGAAGAUGGGAACCAGGCAGCAUGGUGAUGAUGCAUCAGAAGAGAAGAAAGCACGGCAGAUAAAGAAGUGUGAACAGAGCACAUCAGCAUCCCUUGGAGUCCGUAUUUGUGGCAUGCAGGUUUACCAAGCAGACACUGUCCAAUAUCUCUGCAAUGACAAGUAUUAUGGGCGGAAACUCUCGCCAGAUGGUUUCAAGCAGGCCCUCUGUCAGUUCCUGCACAAUGGAAUACAUCUCAGAACAGACCUUGCAGAAGCCAUUGUGUGCCAGCUGAAGACUCUGCUAUCCAUCAUCAAAAAGCAGAGCUCUUACCGGUUCUACUCCAGCUCACUUCUCAUAAUUUAUGAUGGACUGGAGAAAACAAUCGACAGCCACCCUCAGGGGCAUUCUCAGAACACUAGCGGCACUGUUCCACAUGGGAACAGCCACCCCAAAGUUGAUGUUCGCAUGAUAGACUUUGCUCACACAACUUACAAAGGCUCAAGGUAUAAUCAGACAGCCUAUGAUGGACCAGACCAUGGCUAUAUUUUUGGGCUUGAAAACCUAAUAAAAAUUAUUCAAAACAUCUCAGUGGGUGAAUGACAAUGCCUGAAGUGACUUUACAGUGGUAAUAGGCACAGCCUGCAUGUCAGGCCAAUGGCAGG
This is a messenger RNA of Euleptes europaea (tarantolino), 1412 nucleotides long. RefSeq names its product inositol hexakisphosphate kinase 3 (gene IP6K3). Gene Ontology annotation, molecular function: inositol hexakisphosphate kinase activity. The record is from RefSeq and is a predicted model, not a curated record. The coding region runs from base 124 to 1350 and encodes 408 amino acids. The transcript is spliced from 5 exons. NCBI's taxonomy places the organism in Eukaryota, Metazoa, Chordata, Lepidosauria, Squamata, Sphaerodactylidae. Gene Ontology annotation, biological process: inositol phosphate biosynthetic process; phosphatidylinositol phosphate biosynthetic process. Gene Ontology annotation, cellular component: cytoplasm; nucleus.